AUGGAAUUUCUGGAUAACUUCACACAAUUGUUGCGCAGUAAUUGCGUCGCGAUCCACGCGGGAGAAGGCGAUUGCAAAUUCACCGUUCACGAAGCCCUUCUUUCGAAGUCUAGCUCACCAUCGCUUCAGAAACUAGUUAAGCCAGGCUGGAGGGAAUCAUCAGAAGGAUGCAUUGACUGGAGGCACACAAGUUCCCAGACAGUUGAACGAGUCUUGACAUGGCUUUAUCUUCGUGACUACCAAAGUCCGGAUCCAGUACCCCGAGAAGUUGGAGACCCAGGUGAGACAGGCAGCGGCAGACAUGCUUCAGAAGCAAGAGAGGACAGUCAACCAACAGCAGAGAGGUAUAAGGGUGUCGACGAAACACCGGUUGAAGUCGAGUUCAACGAUGCCCCCAUUGAUCUAGCAGUCGAGCCAGAGCCCGAUGCGGAAGCCGCACCGGAAGUCGCAACGGACGAGCCAGAGCCCGAGGCAGAUGCCGUACCAGAUGAGCCACAGCCUGAGGUAGGAGCUGCACUGGAUGAUCCAGCGGCAGAACCUAACCCUCUGGAAGCCGAAGAUCCAGAACUCCAAAAUGCGAUAUUCGAAUCAUGUAGCGUGCGUCCACUGACUCCACUGGGCAGGUGUGCUGGAGUCCCACCCGUUAUGACUGCAUACAAAACUGCCGCAGGACUUUUUGAGGAUCGGGAGUUUUCGAUGCUAUUCUUCGAAGCUUCGCUUCCCCUUCAGGCGUCUCCGAGGUCGACAAACCAUUCUUGA
Messenger RNA from Exophiala oligosperma, 759 nucleotides. RefSeq lists its product as uncharacterized. The coding region runs from base 1 to 759 and encodes 252 amino acids. NCBI's taxonomy places the organism in Eukaryota, Fungi, Ascomycota, Eurotiomycetes, Chaetothyriales, Herpotrichiellaceae. The record is from RefSeq and is a predicted model, not a curated record. The transcript is spliced from 2 exons.